Molecule: messenger RNA, 318 nt
Organism: Zychaea mexicana
Lineage: Eukaryota; Fungi; Mucoromycota; Mucoromycetes; Mucorales; Lichtheimiaceae
Product: transcription regulator HTH, apses-type DNA-binding domain-containing protein
Exons: 3
Biological process (GO): positive regulation of transcription by RNA polymerase II
Cellular component (GO): nucleus
Molecular function (GO): sequence-specific DNA binding; DNA-binding transcription factor activity
Source: RefSeq, a predicted model, not a curated record
CAGCAGCCAAAGUUAACAACUUCAUUUUGGGAAGACGAAGGCACCAUCUGUUAUCAAGUAGAUGCUAGAGGCUAUUGUGUGGCUCGACGCCAAGACAACGAUAUGGUGAACGGUACCAAGCUUUUGAACGUCGUGGGCAUGUCCCGUGGCAAGCGUGAUGGUAUUCUCAAGAACGAACGGGGCCGCGUCGUCGUCAAGGUCGGUGCUAUGCACUUGAAAGGUGUUUGGAUAACAAUUUCGCGUGCAAAAGCCCUGGCCGCUCAAUACAAUAUCUCUGAUUUGUUACAUCCCUUGUUCACCGAUGACCCUGCCGUCUUU